UCAGAUUUCUGGGCUCUGAAAACGGUCUCGGGAGCCUCUCGUCGUCUGCGUUUGUUGUGAAAACCCUAACCUGCUGCGAUCUUCCUCUCUUCGAGAUGGGGAAAACACGUGGAAUGGGUGCUGGGCGCAAGCUGAAGACACACAGAAGGAAUCAAAGGUGGGCUGAUAAGUCAUACAAGAAAAGCCACCUUGGCAAUGAGUGGAAGAAGCCAUUUGCUGGUUCUUCUCAUGCCAAAGGCAUCGUCUUAGAGAAAAUAGGCAUUGAAGCCAAACAACCUAACUCUGCCAUCCGAAAGUGCGCUCGAGUUCAACUAAUCAAGAAUGGGAAGAAGAUCGCCGCCUUUGUUCCCAACGAUGGUUGCCUAAACUUCAUCGAGGAAAAUGACGAAGUUUUGAUUGCAGGAUUCGGGCGGAAGGGGCAUGCUGUAGGAGAUAUCCCUGGAGUUCGCUUCAAGGUUGUGAAGGUCUCAGGUGUCUCUUUGCUGGCUCUGUUCAAGGAGAAGAAAGAGAAACCUAGAUCCUAAAGACUUAAUUUUGAACUGAAUCUGGUCCUGCAUGCAGGCAAGUCAGGCAUAAAUGCUAAUGCACUUUGUGAAAUGAACUUUGUAAUUUUCGAAUUAUAUUUGUUUUCUUGGUUGCUGCUUCUACAGGAUAAUAUUAUCCAGGCAAGGCUAUUAUUUUGUUUA
Messenger RNA from Dendrobium catenatum, 686 nucleotides. RefSeq names its product 40S ribosomal protein S23. The record is from RefSeq and is a predicted model, not a curated record. Gene Ontology annotation, cellular component: ribosome; cytosolic small ribosomal subunit. Gene Ontology annotation, molecular function: structural constituent of ribosome. NCBI's taxonomy places the organism in Eukaryota, Viridiplantae, Streptophyta, Magnoliopsida, Asparagales, Orchidaceae. The transcript is spliced from 4 exons. Gene Ontology annotation, biological process: translation. Bases 96 to 524 code for a protein of 142 amino acids.